Salpingoeca rosetta is the source of this 6330-nucleotide messenger RNA. RefSeq lists its product as uncharacterized. Lineage: Eukaryota; Choanoflagellata; Craspedida; Salpingoecidae. The transcript is spliced from 28 exons. Bases 758 to 6241 code for a protein of 1827 amino acids. The record is from RefSeq and is a predicted model, not a curated record.
CACGAAUGGCGCAACCGAACGAAGGACUCGUCGUUGCUUUCUUCGUUGCUCGUGCACACACACCGAUUUCACACACACACAACAACAACAACAACACGACCAAUCAACCAACCAUCGACACCCUUGUCCUCGUGAGCCCACACCCCAACCUCACGACCUCACGAGCAGCCUGUGGGUGACGCGACUGUGUUCCCAUGCCGUUGUGGCCGCUGCCACCCUUUGACAUUCCUGCACCAGCUACUAGGACCAGGGUAGAUAGUCAGGCAGUUGCAACCAUCCAACAUCCACCAACAUCCACCAACAGCAAAACAACGAUCGACAACGACAGCCACUGCCAAGCUGUUUUUCUGAGCUGUGUAUCCGUCUCACUUCCCGUUCCCAGCCCAAUCUCUCGAUCGGCCACUGUGCCUCUCUGCCUCGGGCUGCACUACACUGCUUCUUGAGCAAGCCAAAGCACCGCCCACUGACCAACACACACACCCAACUGCUUUUCAGUGGCGGUCCGGUUUUCUUGCACACUCCUCUCUUUCCGCAACCAAUCCACCAACCAAAACAACAGCAACCCAACUGCUGUUGCUGCCUCACCCAAUUCGCAGCACAGCACAGUACAACAGCUUGCCAGCGACAAUAACGCCAAAGGGGGUUUGUUGCUGUCAAAGCAGACAAGUCUGGUUGUCGUCAGGUGGGCCGUGACCAAACCGUCCACAACUCACCGCCGCCGUUCCACCCGAGCUCAACGGAGGUCGAGCCGGCCACCAUGGACCGCGACGAUGCCGUGAAGCAGCAGCUCCUGCAGCUGGAGGCAGACUACCAUGCUGGCCGUAUCACGAAGAAAGGCUACCAAGAGUACUACCACGAGAUUAUGCUGCAGCGCAACGGGCCAACAGCGUCCGUGCUGCCCGGCUCACCGGGAUCGCCGGCGUCACACCGUCGCUCCUCCUCGUCACCGAGCGAAACGAGCUCCCAUUCCCCCGUGAGCCGCGGGUCGUCGACGCCGAGAUCGGGCGACCACCACCGCGUGGAGUCGCCCUCAAAGUAUGGCCUCCUCGCACAGCUGCAGCAGCAGAAGCAGCACAUGCAGCAGCGAAACGGCCACCAGCACCAGCAAGAACAGCAGCAACAUCAAGAACAACAGCAUGGGCAUGUCGUGCGCCACCACACGAUGACAUCUGAGCUUGAUAGCGACGGCGAAGGGAGUAUGGACAGCUUCGACACUGCUGUAGGCAACAACGCCGCCGUGCUUGAACUCCCGCGCACAGACGGGUUUGACGUGACCGUUGUCGCCGAGGAAACAACCGAGCACGUGUGGGACGAGCGCAGCAGUGCCAGCCGCCGCGCUGUCUCACCACGCACCGGCGCCGAGGGCAAGUCGCAGCGGAGGCCCGUUGCAGAGGUUACCACCACCACCGCCACCACCGCCCACGGUAGCAGCCAGCAACACCACCACCACCAUACCGCUGCUGCUGUUGAUGAUGACGACGACGAUGAUGACGGCCUGGACUACGAUGAGUGCGAGAAUGAAGGCGUGGAGCACUCACAGCGCGUGGAUGUGUACGCGGCGUUCAGCAGCGUGCGUCCACCCACGUCCCCUCGCCGCCACACGGAAUACGAGGAGGUCAUGGUGGCACCCGGCGCUGGUCAACACCCCCACCACCACCAACAACAGCAGCAUCAGCAGCAUCAGCAGCAUCAGCAGCAGGAUGCGACGCUGUAUUCGCAGCCCGGGGACGAAGAUGAUGCCAUCCACGAGCAGUGGCAGCAGGUGGCACCCGUCGACUACAGCGACCACUUUGACUUCCCACUGCCGCCGCCGCCGCCACCACCGCCACUCCCGCGCCACGCAGACCGCUUCCAGGGCCGCGAGUACGAGACCGUGGACAGCCUCCCGCCGGAGAUCUUCGGGCCGGACCCCGUCGGCGCACGUGCGCACGAGCAGAGCGAGGCCCGCCGCAGCAAGAAGAACAAGAAGGCGUCCAAGCAGCGCAAGAAGAAGAAGGACGAGCCCGUGUACGUGCCCUCUGCCCAGCAGCCGGGCCGUGAACACCAGAGCCUGUAUGAACAGCCGGCAGCCGUGAGCAGCUCCUCGCCUGCACGCCGUGGCCGCAGCGAGCACAGCGCACUCCACGACCCCAUGCGCCGGCUCAGCGGGCAGCACAAGACGCUGUCGUACAAGCCCGUGCACGGGCACGUGGAGCGGGUGCAGCGAAUGCUGCAGGAGGAAGCGCAGAACAGGGGGCGCAUCCCGCGUGAACGGUACGAGACGCUCUCGCGCCAGCCAGAGUCCGAGGCACACCGCUUCCUGACGCAACUGCGCAAGGCAAAGCGGACCGUGCUUCCGUUUAGCGAGCGCGCCCUGCAAGGCAUGGAGACCCCCACCCCGGGCAACGUGGGCGUGUCCCCGCACGGCAAUCGCCAGCCGUUUGCGUCUGGGUACAGCUUCCCCUUUGACAACUCCACAGACGGCGCGCCACAGAGCACCGAUUCGAUUGACCUGACGAGCGCAACCACGUUUGCAGAGUCGCUCACGCUGCGGUACAGCUACGUGCCCAACGCCAGCGCCCUGCAGGUGCACACGCGCGGGGGAAAGGCGUGCACGUCGUUCACGUGGAAGAUGCUGCGCAAGCAGGCGCGAGCCGUAUCGGAGGUGCUGCAGCAGGCCAUGGCAGCCCGCCGCGGAGAGGCAAGCCUCAUUGCCAACACGGACAGGGCGCACUCUGGCUCGCGACAGCACUACGCAGCGCUCAUCUUCGACUCGAGCAAUCCCACCAGCAUCUCCAACUUUGCCGUUGCCUUCCACGGCGCCACCAUGGGCGGCCUCAUCCCCGUGCCGCUCGCCUUCCCCAUGGCAGACGACCCGGCGAGCAUGCACGUGCGCGUGCGCUCGCUCGGCUUCGUCAUGAGCUCGUGUGCUGUCAGCAUCGUCAUCAGCGACACGACCAUGCGCAAGGUGCUUGACGAGGCGUGUGGUGGCGCCCUCACCCGCGGCCCGCUGCCCAAGGGCUGGCCCGACGUGCCGUGGAUGUUCGUCGACCGCCUCCCCCGCAUGAAGAAGACGAGGCAGCGCGGUGUGCACGUCAGCAACAGGGACGACAUUGCGUUUGCCAUGCCGGACCUGGCCACGUACAACGACAUCAAGACUGUGGCAAUGACGCACGACAACGUGUUUGCGCAGACGGCCGCGUUCAAGGCCUCACUCAGCCUCUCCAACACGAACCAGGUGUCUGUGGUGGCAGACGUGACGACAGGGCCAGGCAUGUGGGUGGCGCUCGCCACGGGUGUCACGUGCGGUUAUGAGACAAUUGUCAUUCCGUCGUACACCAUUGACAAGAAGCCAAAGCAGACCUGGGCGCACCUCUCCAAGUCUCCUCGCGCAGACACACUAGUUGUGGUUGAUGUGGACGGACUGAAGGCGCUGACGGGCACGCGCGAGGCGAUUGAUGCGUUUGCUGCACAUAUCCCGGACGUGGGUCGCUUUGUGAUUAUGCUGCAGAACGUUGUGCAGCGCGACGUGGUUAAGUGCGUCAAGGCGCUCGUUCACAAGGGGCUUCCCCAACAGCGCGUGCUGGUGUCGAUGUUCAGCGCCACAGGCAAUUUCAUCAUGACGGGGCCGCUUGCACAAUUCCGCACAGACGGCGAGCACGUGCGUCUGUCGUGUGUUCUCCCCGCCCCGGGCAUGCAAGCCUCCAUGAACAUGGGCCUGGUCCUCGCAAGUCCCCUCGCAGGCGCAUACGUUGGUGUCGUCCGCGUACACGCGGAUGAGCCGUGCGUGGAGACUGAACAGGGCGAAAUUGUCAUCAGCAGCAAGACCGCUGCGUCCCAAUUCGUCGGCCUUGAGAUGCAAUCUGCCAACACGUUUGCUGUCACUGUUCCCGGCGCUUCCGAGUCGAUGAAGUUCACACGCACCGGUCUCCUCGGAUGUGUCAACUUCAAGGCGGAUGGCAAACCUGAGGUUGUUGUGACGGGACUGCGCCGUGAUCUGAUGAUGGUGGAGGGAUUUGCCAUUCUUCGAUUCGGCAUUGAGAACACCAUCACCGAUUGCCAAGAGAAGUACAAGCUGGAGCUUCCGAUGAGCGGUCGCGAUGCCGCCAUCUUCGUCGAUUCCGUCGCCGGCAGCAACCGCCUCGUCCUCAUCCUCGAAACGGCGUUUGACGUGCUGGACGAGACAGACCCGAAGGACGUUGAUAAGACGCUGCAGCUGCUGGCAGGCCACAUUGAGAAGCACAACCAGAUUCGCCCCUUUGCCAUGCUUUUGGUUGAGGACAAUGUGCUUCCACGCAACAUCAACGGUCGCGUGGACUCCGAGCUGUGUGCGGAGUUGUACACCUCUGGCCGCAUUGACGCCUUGCACGUGUGCGUGGACUCCAUUUCCUGUAUUCCAGACAUUGUGGAGCAAACUUCCGCAGAGUCUCUCGACCGCCACGGAUCGGUCGGCAUCAUUCCUGCACUUGAAACGGCGCCAUCACAGCUGUCGCAACUGUCUGGACCGGAAAUCCACCUCGAGAGGAAACUUGCCAGCGCCAACACGAUCCUGAGUCUGCUCGUGAAGAAACUGCGUCGCUCCCCGGACACGCCCAUCUUCACCUUUGUGGACGAAAAGGCAAAGCGACUUGCAGUGACGCCGAAGAUGUUGAUGACACGCGCGCGUCAGAUUGCGCAAUCGCUUCACAACGCGGACGUGAAAGUGCACGACGUUGUCCUUGUCAUUGUCCCGCCAUCCCCAGACCUGGUUGCAUCCUUCUACGCGUGUCUGCUGCUUGGCGCUCUCCCCAUCCUGCUGCCGACAGCGACGACGCGCGAUGAUGUGCACACCAUGAUGCCUGUGUGGGAGAGUGUUGCGCAGGCGAUGCACGCAGGUGUGAUGCUGACCACUCAGAAGCAUCACCAGCGCGUUAAGCUCGCGGCAAAGGCCGAACUUCGCGGACUUGAAGUCCAGACAGUGUUUGCUGAUGCGAAGCAAGGGCGCGAGUACACGAACAUGCACACACCCGAUGACCGCCGCAGCGCCGCCUUUGUCGAGUACACUGUCAGCAGCUCCGGCCUCCUCACGGGCGUCGAGGUCUCACACCUCAACAUGCUCGCCCUCGGCCAGGCCUUCAAGAAUCAGCUGUCACUGGAUGACACGCACACGAUUCUUGUGCAAGCGGAUCCGACGUCCGGCCUCGGUCUUGCGUCAUGGAUGUACCUGCACCUCAUUGUUGACCAGCCCUUUCUCCUCGUCUCCGAAGGACGACAGGUCAACCCGCUCCUCUGGCUCCACCUCGUCGCAAAACUCGACGUUGAGGUGGCCAUCUGUACGCACAAGGCGCUCUUUGCGAGUGUUCAGCAGUUCCUCCGCUGUCCGCCACAGCUUGACAAGGGGCUGUCGUGCCUGUCGCGGUGCAUCGUUCUCUGCCGUGACCGCCCCUGGUCCUCGCUCAUCUCCUACUUUGAGACGGCAUUCAAGCUGAUGAAGCUGCGGCGCCACGCGUUGUGCCCCGUGCUGGAAACGCGUCCAAACGCGUUUGUGAGCAUGGUUCCUCCAGACGCCGAUCGGCAACAGGCGUUUGUUGAUCUCCUCAAACUCUCGCGCGACCGCAUCCAGCUGCUUGAGCGUGGCUCCACCUCGGAGGCGUGUGUAUGGGCACUCGGCGAGCCCGUCCCAGGAACAAAGAUUGCCGUCUUGACGCCGGACAAGAACGCGCUCUGCGGCGCGCAGCAGAUUGGCGAGAUUUGCGUCUCCAGCGCACACAACGUCAAGCGUUACACGGGCAUCGCCCAAGCGUCUGUGCGGAGCGUGAACCGGCGGCUGCUUGGUGCGCACCUCCCCGGGCGACAGGAGGCGUAUGCGCGCACAGGCCUGUACGGGUUCCUGCACGACGGACAGGUGUUUGUGGUCGGCAACAGGGAGGAUGACGUCACCCAGCUUGGCCUCAGGCACCAUCCCGUGGACAUUGAGGACACGAUUGAGCGCGCGUUUACGUUCAUUGAGAUUGGCGGGUGCGCGGUGUUUGGCAUGGGCGACUAUGUGAUUGUCGCUGUUGAGGCAGAGGAGCUGCAGCAGCCCGUGCUCACCGCCGCCCCACGCAUCAUCUCCCUCUGCAUGAACAAGCACAGGGUUGUGGUGAAUGCGGUGAUGUUUCUGCAGCGUGACUCCAUCCCCAUGGACUCUGGCGGCAUGAAGCAACGGCAGCUGCUCAAGCACCUCAUCACCAGCGGCCAGCUCAAGCCCGCGCACGCCAUCCUCAACCACACCAUGGCUUGAUGAUGCGCACACGUGCAUGCGCACGUUAUCUGUGCUUUCUAGUGUGGGUGUGCGCGCGUGCGUGUGUGUGUGUGUGCAUGCGUGUGUGU